CAGUCUCUUGACACGGGCGGGCGGCCCGCAGUCGAGCUGGUUGCUAAGCUGACGUCAUCGCUUCCGCCCUGCUUCUCCUCCUCCCGUGUCGGCGGCGCUGCUGCCGAGAGAAUCCAACAUGGAGUAACAGGAGAUGGGGCUCGUACGGGGCCACCCUCAGCAACAUCACCGCACACUCACAACGACGGGCUUUCGGUAAUCAAAUUCACACUCCAGCACGGCAGGCGGAAAAAAAGGGGAGGAGGAGGAGGACGAGGACGAGGAGGAGGAGGUGGUGGAGGGGGAAACGGAAACGUGUGUGGGGGGAAAUCACACAUUCGGUGGACCUGCACAUCCAAAACAGCAACAAGAAAGCAACAGGAAAACCGGUACAAUGUGAAAAACACCGGAGAGAGGAAAAUGAAGAGCGCCGAGUGUUCACCCGCUGUGGGAAAUUAUUGUAGGUGAAAAGAGAAAAUGACCGAAGAAACACACCCAGACGAUGACAGCUACAUUGUGCGUGUCAAAGCAGUGGUUAUGACCCGAGAUGACUCUAGCGGAGGAUGGCUUGCACAGGAAGGCGGUGGUCUGAGCAGAGUUGGCGUCUGUAAGGUUAUUCACUCGGAGCUGGGCGGGAAGAGCGGCUUCCUUAUUCACGGCGAGCGCCUUAAAGACAAGCAGGUAAUUCUUGAGUGUUUCUUGAAGAAAGAUCUGAUAUACACCAAGGCAACUCCGACGUUUCACCACUGGAAAGUCGACAACAAAAAAUGUGGACUGACUUUUCAAAGUCCCGCAGAUGCUCGAGCGUUUGACAGAGGCGUACGGAAAGCCAUCGAAGACCUGACUGAAGGAUCCACAACCUCCUCUUCGACAAUCCAGAAUGAGACUGAGGUUGGAGAUGAUGAUGUGUUCACAAACGCUACAGAUAGUUCUUCGAACUCUUCCCAAAAGAAGGAUCACUCUAUGCAGGCGCUAGCCUCCCCUAACUUCUGUGAAACCCGCAGACAUCGCUGUAUCCUGGGCCACUUGCACGACCAUUACAGCCCUCCAGAUCACUACCUUCUGGAUCAGUCCGUGCCCAAGCUGCCCCGUCACGUCAGUUUCCAAGACGAUGACGAGGAGAUUGUCCGGAUCAAUCCUCGGGAGAAGACCUGGCUGACGGGCUAUGAGGACUACAGGCAUGCGGCCGUGCGGGAGAAGUUCAUUGACCCCGAGGAGGUCGACUCCUACGUACAUUUUGCCAAAAGCGACGCCUCAAAGCACGAUUACAACUACCCCUACGUCCCCAACUCUGACUUUGGCCACAAGGAGCUGAAGGGCAGCGGGGGUGGUGGGGUGGUGAACACUCAGCCCCGAUCUUUCAAGUCCAAGGCCAGGAGGCGGAAGGAGGAUGGCGAGAGGUCAAGGUGCGUGUACUGCAGGGACAUGUUCAACCACGAGGAGAACGGGAGAGGCCAGUGCCAGGACGCCCCUGACCCUAUUCGAACCUGCAUCCAUAGGGUCAGCUUCAUGUGGUGCGCAGACAGCAUGCUUUACCACUGCAUGUCUGACCCCGAAGGGGACUACUCGGACCCGUGCUCCUGCGACACCAGCGACGACAGGUUCUGUCUGCGCUGGCUGGCCCUGGUGGCGCUGUCCUUCCUGGCACCAUGUAUGUGCUGUUACCUGCCACUGCGGGCGUGCUACCAGUGUGGGAUGGCGUGCCGCUGUUGUGGUGGGAAGCAUAAAGCAGUGGGGUGAUAAGCUCUGUGUUUUCUUUCUUCUGAAUUUCCAGAUGGGGGGGGGGGGCGAUAUAAAAGGCACACGGUGGCUUGAAGAAUUUGUUUCCCCUCCAAGUGGAUUUUUCUCCAGCCUCUGGCAAAUGGAAACCUCCGUCUGUUUGGGCCUCUAGCGUCACAAGUCAUGCAUUAUAAAGGACUAACCAAUGAUUACUCAUUUAUAUGUAACAGGUACUUUAUAUUUUUACACUGAUUUGUUUUAAGAACUUGAAUUUUUUAUGUUGCGUGUGGUUGAUGUGAGCAGAGUUUUAGUUUGGUGCUUUUGCUCUAGCUUGCCAAAUGAAGAUCCCUCAUUUCUCCUUUUGCGAGCAAAGGUUAUCGGCAGUUAACUGGCGUAUAUCCCCCUCCCUAAAAAAAAAAACACCCGAUUCACCCAGACGUGGAGUGUAUGCGUGCAUUUCUGUGUGUGCAUGUGCAUUCGCCGUGUGCGCUUGUUAGGAAGGUGAAAUGGAAUGGUAGUGGUGUGUCACAGCAUAGUAUUUGUUACUAAAUUGAAGCCGAAAUUGCAACCUAAGCAGCUUAAAUAUAGACGUCCACCGUUUGUAAUUCGCAGAACAUCUUUAAUAAUUGAUCCUAAGCAGGCUAACCUUUUAUUGUUUUGAGAGUAAGUAAUAGGUGUUUUAAGUUGUAAUGUUUAAUGUCUAAAGAAAUCAACAGGCUUUUUUUCCUUUGAAUUGAAAUGCCAGCCAUAGGGAAUGGGGGAAAAUAAUAUUGUCCCAUAACAUAAGCACACUCAUGAAUAUGAAAAUGUGAGCAGCUGGAGUAAAGGUUAAUCAUCACUUGUAGUAUUAAAGGUGCUUUAUUGUUAUAAUGAAAAAAACGAAAACACUACGAUUUGUUUUUUAUUCAAAAAUUGAGCCCAUGUUCGGAAACACAAUCUGUGCAAACCUAAAAAUAUUAACCCAUUUAAGGUGGUGUGAGGCAGUUUUGUGAUGGAAAAAAAAGACUGUGACCUUUCCAUUGUUUAACAGCAUUAUCUUAAAAAGAUUUCAAAAUCUUGGUUGUCUGAUUAUGAGGGGUUAUUAUUUUCAUGUCAUUUUGCCAAAUUAUUUUGAAUGCAUUUUUCUACACGCCCCCCCAAAAUAAAGAUGUAAAACAUGUCUUGAAUGUAUUCAAAAUACAACUUCGUCUUCUACGUUUUCCCCACAUAAAAGUUAACUUAAUAUGUGGUACAAGCUACAUGAAGCUCUUCCAUUGGUGUGGUGAGUCUUCACUGAUUAACCUUUAUCAAUAUAUCCGAGAGAGCAACACAGUUUUAUUUUACCCAUAUUCAAAGCUUGUAAUUAGCUUGAAAAGAGUAUUUUUGUAAUAUAUUUCAAUAAAUGUCCAAAUUUUUUAAAUUAAAAAUAGCAAUUAUAGCUAAUGGCAUAGUACAAUCUGAAGUUCUUAUGCAGCUACCAGUGGUCUGUCAAAGUCAGUGGGGCUGUUCCUGCUAAUUCUGCUUUCUGUAGGGAUUGCCAAUGGCAACAAUGCCCAUUGUCCAUUAAAAUGGUCUGAAAGCAGGAGAGAACACCCGCCCCUUCGAAAAUCAUGCAUAGAGAAUUACUUGUCAGCCUUUGAUUUACAUAACUGUACCAGUUUUACAUUUGUAUACAGAUAUUUAGCUGCAAGGUUGAGCUCUUUGGCUCAUUUUGUAACCCUAUUCUUUAGCUUUUUGCUGCUUUUGGUGUUAGGCUUAAAUAUUGGUUACAAAAGAAAGGGAUGAAAUUAGUCUAGAAUAGCUAAUCAAUAAGGGUGACAUUGAAAUUUGUAUAUAGACUAUGUAUGUGUGCAUAUAUAUAUACAUGCAUAUAUAUAUGUGCAUGCAAUAUGUUUAAUAGAAACACAAACCAGCCUCAAAGUUAAUACUACCCUAUGACCUUACAUGUAGGACAACCUGUAAGGUUUUAUCUUUGUAAGAAGCACAACACUAAUACAAAGUUUAAUAAAUAUUGUGCAAGUCACUAUGAAGUGCCCCAAACUUCUUGUCAUGCAUACGUUGGUAUGCACUUAAGGUUUCUUUGUCCUGGUGUAAAUCGAUAGGUAUUGAAAGUUCUCAGUGUACUCACUUUCUGGUCAUUGAAAUUGUAAUGGAAAAGUAGGAAAACAGGUGGAUGGAUUUUUGUAUAUAACGUUCUCAUCGUCUCCCUCUCCCAAGGUCUCCGAUGUGUAUUGUCAUCCUAGUCAGCUUUGCAAUACUGGCAUCAGACAUUGUUAGAGAAAAAUUAAAUUUUAUUUUUGUAUCUGUGGUAGGGAAGUUAACCAGAAGCAUCUUCAUCUGUUUGGUGCACAGUUUAGCUAAUGCACACAUUUAAAUAUUUAAAGAAAGUGCCUGAAGCAUACUGAACAUCUACUAUCUCCUUAUAUACUAAAACAAAAUAAAAUAAACCCUGUUGUAUUGAUUAGUUUUGUUUUUUACAAUAAGCAUUUUUACCUCUGUAAAAAGCAAAAAAAAUAUAUCAAGUGUAUGAUGUACAUUUUUAGUUCUAUUUUUUUUAUUGUUUCUAAUAUGUAUGAUUGAUGUAGCUCUUGCUUUACAAAAAUGUACUGUGUAAAUAUCAACACAUCAUAUCGAAAUACCGGAUCAAUGGUCUGGCCAGUACGUAAUUCUACAUUUGUGUCAUAUGACAUGUUAUGUCUGCUUCCAAUGUAUUAUGGCAGAUAAGAGGGUAAAAUAAAAAUGAAAAGAAAAAAGUUCAAAAUGCUUUGCUUUGGUGGUAAAGAGAAAUUUGAGAUUGUUUUUCCCUUUUUUAUAGUUCCUGUCCACAAUGCGCAGAGUGCUUGUGGCAGUUUGUGUCUAGAGGUGUGGAGGUAACUAGUUUCUGCAUGUUUGUUCUCUAGCAAAUUAAUUCUUCUUACGUAGGUCUUGCAACCACAGAUACAGAAGUAGUUGAAGAUAAUAUUAAUAUGCAUUUUGGUCUGUAUGUCUUUGUGUAAUGUGGUAGAGUUACAGAUUUGCACAUGUGCCUUAAUUGUAGAAGAGUGAAAUGAACUUUUCACUAAGAAUAACCACACCCAAGCAUUUGGAAGGUGUUUGCGUGCUUUUUCACAAUAAAUUUGGCUCACCUCCUGGCCAGUGGACAAGGGGGCUGAAACAGCCCUGCAGCUGCCCCUUGGUCACUCCUCACUCUGCAGGGGUGGAGAUGGGCUGGAGCAGAGAUGCGAGGGAGAGGAGGGGAUUAGGUACAGUAUUAAUAAUGUUCAGGUGAGGUAAUGGCAUCAGGAGUGUAUGACCACUCAGGCUCAUUGAACUUGACUAUUUCCAUCCCUCCAGAGCCUUCGAUAUAAAUGUCAUUUAAAAUCUUUACCAGACUAGGUUUUAUUUUCUUUACAUGUAUACCUGUGGUCUUGAAAGUUAUGGCAUCAAUGCAAUUCACAUUGUUUUCAGUAAUCCAUAAAUAAUACUCCAGUUUUUCUCAUACUGGAGCUUGGUGACUGUUAACAGUAUCAAGCUCCACAUAUGAAAGCAUUUAAAGUUUCCCUCGCUAAUUAGGUCAAUUUUUUUUUCUCAGUGAGGAAUAGAAACAAAGAGAAAAAUCAUUCCUGAUAUUCAAGAUGAAGAGGCAUUGCUUUUGCAUUCUCUGCAGAGAAUUAAGAAGCCUUUCCAGUAUCUGUCUUUUGUCUAGUUUUGUUAGCAGUUGCAUAUCUAAACGUGUGCCGGUAAUUAAUCACCAGGUGCAAAUCCCUUACUAUGUGUGCGAUUUCUUCAGCUUCACUCUGUGGAUUUGCUAUCUCAUUCAUUAAAUAUUUCCUGAUCUCAACUCUUAUGUUAAGGUU
Molecule: messenger RNA, 5513 nt
Organism: Lepisosteus oculatus (spotted gar)
Lineage: Eukaryota; Metazoa; Chordata; Actinopteri; Semionotiformes; Lepisosteidae
Product: sprouty-related, EVH1 domain-containing protein 2
Biological process (GO): multicellular organism development; negative regulation of MAPK cascade
Cellular component (GO): membrane
Molecular function (GO): protein kinase binding
Source: RefSeq, a predicted model, not a curated record